Messenger RNA from Limulus polyphemus (Atlantic horseshoe crab), 2626 nucleotides. RefSeq lists its product as uncharacterized. The transcript has 5 exons. Bases 340 to 2409 code for a protein of 689 amino acids. Lineage: Eukaryota; Metazoa; Arthropoda; Merostomata; Xiphosura; Limulidae. The record is from RefSeq and is a predicted model, not a curated record.
AUGAAUGAAAUUCUAACGCCACACUAUUUUCGCCAACUUGUACCCGGGAGUCGGGAUAGACGAAACGAAUAUGGAACGAUGCCAUUAUGGCUCCGAUCUAUGCUUAGAACGUUGCGUAUCAUGUAACACUUACCCUCUAUAACUUUAUAUGGACCAUGACUUUGGAGAUAGUUGAAUCAUCUUAGGCCUAACGCUUUAAUUUUUAACCCCUUAUAAUCUACUAUUAUUAAUGGCCACGACCACGUGGUUGAAGAGUAGUGAAAUUAGUUUUCUGUCGUAAUUCUUUUUUUUUUUAAAUUGUAGCACUAUCCAUGAUUUCCUUGUAAUCGUGGUUUCAGAAUGGCCACCCAUGCCGAGCAGUUCAGUGUUCAUUGUACGUGGGAGGUUGAGGGUAACAGGUCAAUAACAGAAGCAGUCAGUUGGGCAUUUGGAACAGAUAGUCCUGACCUGGAAGAAGAGAUUACUCCUGACAACUGUGUACUACUUCAACCUCCGACCUCUGAUGACCACAUAGUUCCAGGAUGUCAGCUGUUUGUCUCUUGUCCUCCCACCCACGUGAUACAUGCUGUUUGCAUUCUCUGUGAGGCCAAGAUGGCUGAAGUUUAUGGCCGACACGGGGAAUACCUGGAGACUGUUCGUAGUCGUCUUAUUGACGAAGUGGAUGGAAUGGUGGUUUUUCGUAUUGAUGUUUCUUUUCGAUCUCCUCCAAGUGAAUGCUGUUUGAAGUUAACAUCCUUGAAAAGCAAGAGCAGCAUGUGGUUAUAUGGACUACAAGUUCAGACCAAACUUGCAGACAUGAAGAGCAGCAUGGUCCUGCCUGCUGUAGAGCAACGACUGAAAAGUAUGGAGCUUCCAUUAAGUGACAGAGCUGAGGCCUUGAAAGACUUUGUUCAGAAGUUUCAACAGCCAAACAUGCCUGUUGGGAACCCAGCUGGAUCUUCUUCAGUAUUUUCCUCAAACAUUCACUCCUCGACACCAGCAGGUACAAUGAAUUUUACUCAUGGUUUUCCGAGGGGAACAAAUGAUUUGAAUCUCCUACUUUCUGCUCUUCAAAACAACCCAGCCUCUGUUCCUACAUCUCUCAAUAAUGUUGAAAUGCUUUAUUCCUUGUUACAGGGACAGUCAGUUGUUACCAAAGGAACACAUCCUCCAUAUUCACUACCGUCGGGAUUAUCGGUCGCUGCAGGAGGAGCUGGGUUAAAUAGCUUUCUUUCAGGACAACAGUAUGCUUCUGCAAGACCUAACCUAACUGGUUCUUUGUCAACAGGACAACCAUUUGGUGUUGGAGGAGCUGGAUUAACCAGUUCUUUUCUUCAAGAACAACAACUUGCUACUGGAGGAUCUGCCUUACCUAGUACCAUGUCAUCUGGACAACUGCAAGCUGCAGGAGGAGUAGGCUUGUCUAAUUUCUUGUUUUCAGGACAACCACUUUCCAAUGGAGUGACAAGUUCCAUCCCAGAACAAAUCUUUGCCGCAGCUUCAUUACCAUCUGGACAACCACUUGCUGCUGGCGGAGUUACUUUAACAAGUUCCAUAUCACCAAAAAACCCAUCUGUUAGUGGAGGAACUGGAUUCCUUAGUCCUUUUACACCUAGACAACCAUUUGUUGCUGGAGGAACAGGAUUAACUGGUCCUUUAAUGCUUGGACAAUCAGUAGUUACAGGAUCUUUGACACCUGGUCAACCAGUUAAUAUUGGUGGAACAGGAUUAACUGGUCCUUUGACACCUGAACAGCCAAUGGCUACUGUAGGUUCUUUGACAUCUGGACAACCAGUUGGUAUUGGAGGAACAGGAUUAAUUGGUCCUUUAACAUCUGGACAACCAGUUAGUAAUGGAAGAAUGGGAUUAUCUAGUAGUUUGACACCUGGACACCCAACUGUUACCGGAACUGGUUCCUUGUCUUCGCAGCCAAUUAGUUCUGAAGGAGCUACUUCCUUACCACAACAACCACUUGUCAAUUCUGCAUUACAACAUGAUGGAACCAAUGUACUGGAGCAUUUAUUGACUGCCCUUCAACAGUUAAAGACAGGAAUUGGAAGUUGUUCAACAACCACUUCUGCAGAAACCCAGAAAGAGACCCCUUCUCCAACAACGAGGGAUCAAAUUUCCAAUAAAGACUUCCAUGAAGUUAUCCAGCAAAUGGAGCAGAAGUUAGUGGAAUUAAUAGGAAAGCAGCUUGAAGAACGCUUUCAAAGAAUGACAGCAGAGUUCCAAGCCAGUCUGCAUGAACACUUCCAAACUUGUCAGCAACAGCUGAUCUUACAAAUCAAAGAGCUAUUAGAGGGCCAGCUUAAGGCCCUAGAGAACCAGCUGACUAUCAAGUUUAGACAGCGAAUGGACGACUUGGAACAGAAGGUGUGUUGUAAGUUAGAUGAACUCACAGAACAACUGAAAGAUGACUCGGAGUAACAGCUAGGAUCAUCUAGUUUAUCUCAAAGUUUCAUAUUUUUGAUAGGUGGAUCACUCUUCCUUAGAUAAGAUUGUAUAUACCACACCUUUUUUUGAUAAAAUGUUCAGAAUUUUAGUAAGAAAUCUGCUCUUUAACAGAGACUAUUAUAACUAUUUAUUGAUGCUUUGUGGGACUGUUUUACUCUUGAACAAGGAAAUUAAAGUCUUCCAACAAUCA